Molecule: messenger RNA, 1430 nt
Organism: Asparagus officinalis (garden asparagus)
Lineage: Eukaryota; Viridiplantae; Streptophyta; Magnoliopsida; Asparagales; Asparagaceae
Product: F-box/kelch-repeat protein At1g67480-like
Molecular function (GO): protein binding
Source: RefSeq, a predicted model, not a curated record
UGCCCCAUCUUUCAAGCCUUGGUCUCUUAAAAUCCCUAUAAAUGAUGGAUACCACGAAUCGCUGAUCUCCGAUCUCUGCUAUUUAUAACUUCUCCAAACAAUUGCAAUCUCUGAGCUUCUCACUUCAAGCGAUCGAUGCCUUGCCAUGACAUUUUAAGUAGACAAUUUGCUGACUCAGAGAUGUGUUUCUCUACUGAAAUUCAAAAUAAGUUGAAAAUUUCCACAGUAAUUAAAAGAGAAACUAGAGAUUUGUACUGCCCAAUUUUGCCGGGAUUACCUGAGGAUGUGGCGAAAUUUUGCCUUGCACUUGUACCUCGAAGUUACCUCCCUGUUAUGAGUACUGUUUGCAAAAAAUGGAGGUCCUUCAUUCAAAGCAAGGAGUUCAUUACUGUGAGGAAAGAAGCUGGUAAGCUUGAGGAAUGGCUUUAUGUAUUGAUUGGUGAUGCUGAAGGAAAAGGAAGCCAUUGGGAGGUUCUGGGGAGAUUUGGAGGUGAAAAACAGAUUUUGCCGCCAAUGCCUGGCCCUAUAAAAGCUGGCUUUGGAGUUACUGUUGUCAAUGGAAAGCUUUUGAUUAUGGCCGGUUAUUCUGUGGAUAUUGGCACUGCUUGUGUUUCUGCAGAUGUUUAUCAAUAUGACUGUCGACUCAACAGCUGGAGCACACUAGCCAAGAUGAACAUCGCCCGCUUCGACUUCGCCUGCACAGAAGUCAACGGCCUCAUCUACGUCGCUGGCCUCUCAAGUGCCGAAAUCUACGACCCCGACACAAAUCAAUGGACACUAAUCGAAAGCCUUCGGCGUCCAAGAUGGGGUUGCUUUGCCUGUGGCUUCAAAGACAAAGUCUACAUAAUGGGUGGUCGUUCAAGCUUCACUAUAGGCCACUCUAAAUUUAUCGACAUCUAUAAUUCUAAGAAUCAUACAUGGCUAGAGUUGAAGAAUGGGUGUGUUAUGGUCACCGCUCAUGCUGUUAUCGGCAAGAGGUUGUUUUGUAUUGAGUGGAAGAACCAGAGGAAGCUGGCGGUGUUUGAUUUGGACGAGAAUUCGUGGAAUAAGGUCGAGCUUCCGCUGACUGGGAGUUUGGCUGUAGGGUUUAGGUUUGGGAUUCUUGAUGGGAAGCUGCUCUUGUUUUCGAUGAAGGAGGAUCUAGGGUAUCAAACAUUGGUAUAUGACCCAGAGGCGGAGUCAGGGAAGGAGUGGGGGACUUCGUCGCUCAAGGCUCCGGGGUUGUGCUUGUGCACUGUGACCAUUGAAGCCUAGGGCUCAAGAACGUUUAGUGUUAAUGCAACGUUUCUGUGAUGAAAUUGGAAUAAAUUAUGUAUGACCCCCGUCUGAUUUUCGAUUUGGGCAUGUUUUUCUUACGGCUUGGCGGUUUUGGAUGGCAAAGAAAGUGGAGUUUUUUCUCUUAUAUAAGAAGUGUUGUUUCCUCUUGACGC